AUCGUAAAAUAAUAUAAAUAUAAAAAAUUGAAAUAUAGAUUGAAUAGAAUUUAGCCAAUAGCCAUCGUUGUCAAGUAAUCUUGAUUUUAAAUAUACGACAUUUUAAAAUGAAAUAUUCUACAUCACCACCAGUAAGUAGGUGUAACUCUCCUGGUCCUAGUGAAACAAGUUCAAAUUUACCCAUGCCAGUAACUUACAGGCAAGAUUGUAUGGGUGCAGCAACAAAAUGUUACAAGUACUUAAGAAAAUUAUUAAAAUUUGAACAAAUGGAUUUUGAAUUCGCUUUAUGGCAAAUGAUUUUUUUAUUUAUAUCACCACAAAAAGUAUAUAGAAAUUUUCAAAGUAGAAAACAAACAAAAUCUCAAUUUGCAAGAGAUGAUCCUGCAUUUUUGGUAUUAUUAAUGUGUUGUCUAUGUAUAUCUUCUGUUGGUUUUACCAUAGUUUUGGGAUUAGGAUUUCUUCAAUUUAUAAAAUUACUAUUUUAUAUGAUAUUUAUUGAUUAUCUUGCAGCUGGCUUAAUAGUAGCUACAAUAUUUUGGUAAAUUAAGAAUUUUAUUUUUAUUACAUUAUUAU
Messenger RNA from Apis dorsata (giant honeybee), 573 nucleotides. RefSeq names its product protein unc-50 homolog. NCBI's taxonomy places the organism in Eukaryota, Metazoa, Arthropoda, Insecta, Hymenoptera, Apidae. Bases 108 to 542 code for a protein of 144 amino acids. The transcript has 4 exons. The record is from RefSeq and is a predicted model, not a curated record. Gene Ontology annotation, cellular component: Golgi membrane.